GACAGUGCCGGAGCGCGAAACUCCCGCAGCUGCAAGCUGAUCGUUGACUCCACUGCAGGCUUCAGAAGAGCGUCGACAAGGCUGCGGGAAAGGAUCCAGUGAGCUGUUGGUAAGUCACCAGAACGGGGGGAGCAGGAGCCGUGAAGAAGCCAGCCUCACCGGUUCAGUUGGACAGAAAGAGGAAGUGUUGCUGAGAAGCCUGAGGAAUCUGCUCGUCUGGGAAACUGCGUUCUUCUUCCAGGAAGGAAGAGGAAGGAGGAACUGUGGCUGACCUGCAGCCAUGCACCGCUUAAGGACUACAGUGUCAAGGCUUCGGCCUUUAACCGCUGCACAGACAGCACAGAGCUGGUCACAGCACAGACUGUUGGUGACCAAAAGAGGCUUAAGGACGUUUCAGCCUGUGAGGCACCUCAAGACAUCGGUGGCCUCUGAGCCCUUUCUUAAUGGAACCAGCUCUAACUAUGUGGAGGAGAUGUACUAUGCAUGGCUGGAGAAUCCCAAGAAUGUGCACAAGUCCUGGGAUAUAUUUUUCCGUAACGCUAACGCUGGAGCUCCUCCUGGUUCGGCCUAUCAGAGCCCUCCUCCCGUCGGUGGGUCUUCUCAGGGACUAACCAGUAUCCAGGCUCUGGUGGGGGCUCAGCCCAACGUGGAGAAACUGGUGGCGGAUCAUCUCGCUGUGCAGUCACUAAUAAGAGCAUACCAGGUACGAGGGCACCACAUAGCCAAGCUGGACCCCCUGGACAUCAGCUGUGUGGACUUUGACGACACCCCGUGUGCCGUUGGUUUCCAGAACGUUGGUGUCUACGGGCUGGCCGAGUCCGACUUGGACAAAGUUUUCCGGCUUCCCACCAAAACCUACAUUGGAGGCAAUGAGAGCGCUCUGCCUCUCAGGGAGAUUAUACGCCGCCUGGAGACGGCUUACUGUCAGCACAUCGGGGUGGAGUUUAUGUUCAUCAACGACCUGGAGCAGUGUCAGUGGAUCAGGCAGAAGUUUGAGACUCCAGGAAUCAUGCAGUUCAGUCUGGAGGAGAAGAAGACGCUGCUGGCCCGGAUGAUCCGAUCCACAAGGUUCGAGGAGUUUCUGCAGAGGAAGUGGUCUUCAGAGAAACGAUUCGGCCUGGAAGGCUGCGAGUCGCUCAUCCCGGCCCUGAAGACGAUCAUCGACAAGUCGAGUCAGAGCGGAGUGGAGAGUGUGAUCAUGGGGAUGCCCCACAGGGGGAGACUGAACGUCCUCGCUAACGUGAUCCGGAAGGAGCUGGAACAAAUCUUCUGCCAGUUUGACUCCAAACUGGAGGCUGCAGACGAGGGUUCUGGUGAUGUCAAGUAUCACCUGGGGAUGUUUCACAAGAGGAUGAACCGAGUCAGCGACCGGCAGAUCACGCUGUCGCUCAUGGCGAACCCGUCUCACCUGGAGGCGGUGGACCCGGUGGUCCAGGGGAAGACCAAAGCGGAGCAGUUUUACUGUGGAGACACGGAGGGCAAGAGGGUGAUGUCUAUUCUGAUUCACGGUGACGCUGCGUUUGCAGGACAGGGUAUCGUGUACGAGACGUUUCACCUGUCUGACCUGCCGUCAUACACCACACACGGCACCGUACACGUAGUGGUCAACAACCAGAUCGGCUUCACCACAGACCCCAGGAUGGCACGUUCAUCUCCGUAUCCCACAGACGUCGCUCGAGUCGUCAACGCUCCCAUCUUUCACGUCAACGCAGACGACCCCGAGGCUGUGAUGUAUGUGUGUAAUGUGGCGGCCGAGUGGAGGAACACUUUCCAUAAAGAUGUGGUCGUAGAUCUGGUGUGUUACAGACGCAACGGCCACAAUGAGAUGGACGAGCCGAUGUUCACUCAGCCGCUGAUGUACAAACAGAUCAAGAAGCAGAAAGGAGUGCUGAAGAUGUACGUAGAGAAACUCAUUACUGAGGGAGUCGUCACAACACAAGCGUAUGAGGAGGAAGUGGCGAGGUACGAUAAAAUCUGUGAAGAUGCUUUCAAUCGCUCCAAAGAUGAGAAAAUCCUGCACAUCAAACACUGGCUGGACUCACCGUGGCCCGAGUUUUUCACGCUGGACGGACAGCCCAAAACCAUGACCUGCCCUCCCACUGGCGUCAGUGAAGAAGAGCUCAGCCACAUCGGAAACAUUGCUGCGUCGGUCCCUGUGGAGGACUUCACCAUACAUGGAGGUUUGAGCCGCAUCCUAAAGGGACGCACUAACAUGGUGAAUCAGAGAGUGUGUGAUUGGGCUCUGGGUGAAUAUAUGGCCUUUGGUUCUCUGCUCAAAGAAGGGAUCCACGUUCGUCUCAGUGGACAGGACGUGGAGAGAGGAACAUUCAGCCAUCGACACCAUGUCCUCCAUGACCAAAACGUUGACAAGAGGAUCUGCAUCCCGAUGAACUACGUCUCCCCUGAUCAGGCUCCUUACACCGUCUGCAACAGCUCUCUGUCCGAGUACGGAGUUCUGGGUUUUGAGUUAGGCUAUGCCAUGUCCAGUCCCAACGCUCUGGUUCUGUGGGAGGCCCAGUUCGGCGACUUUAACAACACGGCUCAGUGUAUCAUCGACCAGUUCAUCAGCCCGGGUCAGGCCAAGUGGGUCCGACAGAACGGCAUUGUGCUGCUGCUUCCUCACGGCAUGGAGGGAAUGGGUCCGGAGCACUCGUCGGCCCGCCCUGAAAGGUUUCUACAGAUGUGCAACGAUGACCCCGACGUGUUCCCUAAACUGUCGGAGGACUUUGCGGUGCGUCAGCUGUACGACUGCAACUGGAUCGUCGUCAACUGCUCGACUCCUGCAAACUUUUUCCACGUCCUCCGCAGACAGAUCCUGCAGCCCUUCAGGAAGCCUCUGAUAGUUUUCACUCCCAAGUCACUGCUGCGUCAUCCCGAGGCCAAGUCCAGCUUCGAUGAGAUGCUGCCAGGCACGAGCUUCAAGCGUGUAAUCCCCGACGACGGACCUGCAGCUUCAAAUCCAGAGAAGGUGAAGAGGGUCGUUUUCUGCACCGGGAAGAUCUUCUAUGAACUGACCCGAGAACGCAAAAACAGAGGCAUGGACGACUCUGUAGCUGUCGUCCGCAUAGAGCAGCUGUCACCGUUCCCGUUUGAUCUGGUGAAAUCUGAAGCUGAUCUUUAUCCAAACGCCGAUCUGGUCUGGUGUCAGGAGGAGCACAAGAACCAGGGUUACUACGACUACGUCAAGCCCCGAAUCCGCACCACCAUCAACCGCAGACGCCCCGUCUGGUACGCUGGUCGGGAGCCCGCGGCAGCUCCGGCUACGGGAAACAAACAAACUCACCUGAGCGAGCUGCAGCGUUUACUGGAUACAGCGUUCGAUCUGGAAGCUUUCUCUGGAAAAGUGUGAAAAACAUCUUUCUCUAUCCUCCAACACACACACACACACACACACACACACACAUCCAACCUGCAGAUGUUUUUACAUUUUUUUUAUCCACAUAUCAGAUUGUUCUCAGGCAAUCAAACUAAACGCACAAUGACUUACUGACCGCUGACACUGUUACCACGGAAACCUCGUGUUCACAGCGAUGGACACUCUUUUAGAAGAAAAUAAAUGAACCUGCUUGAAUUUUUGGAUUUAUGCUAAAUUUUGAUUUAAAGACAAAGAGUGUUAGCUUGUUGUUUUUUUAUUGAUUUUAUGUUAAUUUUAGUGUCGACCUGCUGCGCUCUGCAUGACCUCCUGAAUCAUGUACACGAUCACCUGCUGGAUGAAUAUCUGUCUUAACUCAUUGAUCUUUUGCUUUAAAUAUUUUGUCGGGCAAUCAAAGUACAUGUUGAAAGGAAUACUCAAUGCAUUAAAAGGAAGUUUAAUUUUUUUUCAACAACAAA
Messenger RNA from Labrus bergylta (ballan wrasse), 3831 nucleotides. It is a transcript of the gene ogdhb, whose product is annotated as oxoglutarate dehydrogenase b. Lineage: Eukaryota; Metazoa; Chordata; Actinopteri; Labriformes; Labridae. Gene Ontology annotation, biological process: tricarboxylic acid cycle. Gene Ontology annotation, cellular component: mitochondrion; oxoglutarate dehydrogenase complex. Gene Ontology annotation, molecular function: thiamine pyrophosphate binding; oxoglutarate dehydrogenase (succinyl-transferring) activity. The record is from RefSeq and is a predicted model, not a curated record.